Molecule: messenger RNA, 1825 nt
Organism: Xenopus laevis (African clawed frog)
Lineage: Eukaryota; Metazoa; Chordata; Amphibia; Anura; Pipidae
Gene: haus2.L
Product: HAUS augmin like complex subunit 2 L homeolog
Biological process (GO): microtubule nucleation; microtubule organizing center organization; spindle assembly
Cellular component (GO): HAUS complex; centrosome; mitotic spindle microtubule
Source: RefSeq, marked provisional
AUGCAUUGCCACCUAAAACAUGGCUGCAUUAUGUGAACAUCGUGAGGUCAUAAGUGUGCGCAGUGAGCUUUCAGCUGAUUGGUUAGCGAGGUUUAAGCGCCUGUUUUUGUACACAGGGGCAGGCCGAAGUGUAUGAAUGAUGGCAGCGAAUCCCUGGAGUCCCGUGCAGCCCUCCGCUGCUUCCUUGCUACUAGAGAAAUGUUUAGCAGCGGGCGUUUUAUCGCAGAAUGCCCUUGACCAAGCACAGCUGGAGGCACCAUGUUUCAGUCAUGCGGAAGAACUCCAAAGAAUAACAGAAAUCAAGGCUGAGAUAAACCAGAAGAGCUUGGAACUGGAAUUGCUAAGGCUGGAGAAAGAAACUGCAGAUAUCACUCAUCCUUUAUACCUUGGGCAGAAACAUCAGGCACUGCAAGCAAUGAACAGCCACUUGGAAGCAGUACUUAGGGAAAAACGCUCUUUAAGGCAGAGACUGGCUCAGCCAGUUUGCCAGGAGAAUUUGCCCAUUGAAGCAUCCUAUCACAGGUUCACUGCAGAACUAUUGCCGCUUGCAGUAAAUUUUAUUGAAAAGCUGGAAAUAUAUAUUAAGACUAUCCAAACUAUUCCAAAAAUUCCAGAUUGCGCUAGUAAUAUGGAUAAUGCCUUAAUGAGGAUGGAAUCUUUGGAAGCAGAAAUGGAGGAGGUGACAGAGCAGAUAUUGACAUGGAGAGAACAGCAGAAGACUGCAUUCCAGAUGAAUUCAGAUGCAAAUUCCAGUUGUAUAACUGCACAGACAUCAUAUUUAUCUAUUGAAAACCUGCACCCCUAGUAGCAGCACAUUUUGUAUCGGCAUACACCUUUUGAACUUUGUUGCCUAAAGAACAUCAAUAGAAGGACAGGCUCCCUGCAAAUAUAAAAUAUAAGCAAGAAUUUUGUAGCUAUGAUCCUUAUUAAUGUGGCCAAGUUGAAACCAUUUUUCUUAGCCUCCUUGAGUUUCUGAAUAUUUAUGGAGUAGGCCGCUGCUCCAAAAUGUUUAGGAAGUGCUCAGAACUUAAGUUGUUUCAUUAAAAUGCUUUAAUACAUAUUAUUUUAUAACUUGUCCUGUUAGGAGAAAGCUAUGUACCUGUUAACAAAACAGAGUAGCCCAGCAGGGUUGCCAGCCACCAUGUCCUAAGUCCUCUGCCCAGUUCUCUGCCUGCCAGGAGCACACUUACAGCCAAUCUGGUCUUCACUUAUUGUACAUACUCCAGGUCGGUCACUGGAAAGCUGGAGAAAAAACUUCAAGGACCCGACAUGCCAAUUGCCAUCCCUACUGUGCUGUUGUGCAAACAGUACAUUUCUGCAGGGCAUGUAUAGCUAUACAUGAUGCAACUUUCUUUUAAAUAUACAGGUAUGGGAUCCAUUAUCCGGAAACCCAGUAUCGUGAAGCUCCAAAAUUACGGAAAGGCCGCCCCCCCAUAGACAUUAUAAUCAAAUAAUCCAAAUAUUUAAAAAUUAUUUCCUUUUUCUCUGUAAUAAUAAAACAGUACUUUGCACUUGAAUAUAUAAUGAAUUCUUAUUGGAAGCAAAACCAUCUUAUUGAUUUUAUUUAAUGUUUAGAUGAUUUUCUAGUAGACUUAAGGUAUGAAGAUCCAAAUUACGGAAAGAUCUCUUAUCUGGAAAACCCGAUGUUGGUGAAAUUACUCGUGUGAACAGUUGCUGUUCUGCAAAGGUGUCUUUCUGAAGCCUAGGAAAGAACCCAAACAGUAAAUUAUGUAUUGAUUAUAGACCGUGAUUUAUUAUUCUGAGCUUAUUUUUCUAAUAUUUUUUACUUUUUUUUUUUUAAUAAAAAUAAACUAUAUCUAAAGCA